AUGCCAACUUUAAUCGAUGCAAGUGUUGCGAGAAAUGAUAAAUUUACUGAGAAUUUAAGAAGUGAAAAGUCCGUUACAAUCCACGUGGAUUGCAGAAAAGCAUACACCCGGAAAAGUUUAAUCUCUGCAUUCAAAAGACAACGUGAGAAUGAAGAAGCCAGUACUUCAAAAGUAAGUCCACCUCGUACUAGAGCGCGAGUAAGUGAAUCCAGCGUUUGUUUUAAAGAAAACUGUUUAUUUUGUGGCGAUGAAGCAGAUGAAGCGGCUGAGAAAAAGAAAUCGCAGAAUCUUCGAAAAAAAAAUUACAAAGUUUCUACACCUUACUUUAAAGAAUCCCUUUUGAAAUUAGCUAAAGAUCGUUCUGAUGACGUAUCAAAAGCUGUCAUUACACGAGCUGGAGCUGCAAAAAUUAAAGAAUAUCACUUGAAUAAACAAUUACAGUUUUUGAAAAAGGUUUCACAAAAUGCAACUGAUUCCAGUUUAUGCGUAGCGGAAGGAGAUAUUGAGAAUGAAAUAACGGCAUUGCCUCGUUAUAAAAGUCAACCACGAAAACGAAAGGCAGAUGAUAAGGAUGAUAUUGAAGAAGAUUUAUUGGCAAUAUUAAAAACACCGGAGAAUAGACAUUUGCAUUUUUUCAAGGGGAUUUUACCAUCUCUACAAUCGUUAAAUGAGAAUCAAACAUUGAUAUUUCAAAGUCGGGUGCUUCAAAUAUUAACCGACAUUCUUCAACCUUCAAUUCAUCAAAAUACACAUCACGGCUAUAAUCAAGAAUAUCAGCAUCAGGGUUACAAUCAAGGAUAUUCAACUAUGAGAUACGAUAAUACGGUUCAGAGUGGCUACCACACUUCUACUCCUGGAAGUUCGAUUACUGAACAGAGGACUACCUCAUCAUCAAACCAACAACGUCCAAUAAAUUCACCAUUUUUACUGGACGAAACGUCAGCUACUUCCUAUGUUUCACAAGAUGAGGAGUUUGAUUUUUCUUAA
Molecule: messenger RNA, 987 nt
Organism: Parnassius apollo (apollo)
Lineage: Eukaryota; Metazoa; Arthropoda; Insecta; Lepidoptera; Papilionidae
Source: the annotation of a GenBank genome assembly